Molecule: messenger RNA, 204 nt
Organism: Lithohypha guttulata
Lineage: Eukaryota; Fungi; Ascomycota; Eurotiomycetes; Chaetothyriales; Trichomeriaceae
Gene: RPC10
Product: DNA-directed RNA polymerase core subunit rpc10
Exons: 1
Coding region: 1-204 (67 amino acids)
Biological process (GO): DNA-templated transcription
Cellular component (GO): RNA polymerase I complex; RNA polymerase II, core complex; RNA polymerase III complex
Molecular function (GO): zinc ion binding; DNA binding
Source: RefSeq, a predicted model, not a curated record
AUGUCUCAACGAGAAGCAUACCAAUUCCCAUCAAGCUCAGGAGGCGCGGGCACUGGCUACGCUGGCUACGACACGGCGACUGGUCCCAAGGUCACAUACAUCUGCGGCGAAUGCUCUGCGAAAGUCCCGCUGGAGAAGGAGGACAAAGUCAGAUGUCCCAGCUGUGGUCAUCGUGUGCUCUACAAGGAGCGGACUAAGCGGUAA